AUGUAUGAUGAAUUGAUUCAAGCCAUAAAUGGAAUUGAUAGUGAUCAUGCAACAAAAAUUGUUAAAUCAGAUAAUUUGAAAACGGUCAGUGAUGAGAUUAUUCUUAUGGUUCUUUAUUGUUUACAACCAACGGUUCGCUCAAAAAUUAGUAUAUUCAAUUUCACUAAGGAUGAAAAAUUAUCAGAAAUAAUUCUUCGAAGUAUUUGUAAAUUUACGGUAUUUUUUUCUUCUCCAGCUGUAGAAAAUAAAAUCCAACCGAAGAAAUUGAAUUCGAAUAAACGUGAUGAUAUGGUAUCAAAAUUUGAUUAUUUGCUUGAAUUAGCCCUUGAUUGGGAUUGUAUUAAUACAGCAAAAGAAUGGAUUGUUCAAGAUUCUCUUGAUAAUAUUUACAAUAGAGAAUCAAUUUUUUGUCGAGCAUUAACAAAGCAACGACAUAAAUUUGUUCAUUAUUUUAUUCAACUUGGACUUGAAAUAGAUGAAAUAUUUUUUCAUCCAAAACUUAACCCAUUUGCUGCAAGAAAUAUGAAUAAAGAAAAUAAACGUUAUAGCAAAUUUUUAAAAAUUUUAUAUACUGAAGAAGCUAUUAAUCGAGACGAUUGGUUACUUCGAGAUGUCGUGAAAACUACCAACGAUCAACAUCGAAAAGUGAUUUGUUCAACAGAUGAUCUCAAUCGGUUAUUUCGAGUUCUUGUCGGUGGCUAUAUGAAGCCACUUUAUUAUGAUUCACAAAUAGAAGAACAAGAAAAUCGUAUGAGAGUUAAACAUUUUACAAAUAUUAUUUUUCCAAUGGAAGAUAUUGAACAAGGACAAUUGAUUGCUAGUGAUACUGUUUAUAAACAGUUAGCAAAAGAUUAUAUUAUUCGUGAUCUUUUUCUUUGGUCUAUUGUUAUGAAUUAUAUGGAUCUUGCUAAAGUAUUUCUUGCUCAUAUGAAAGAUCGUAUUUGUGGUGCUUUAAUAGCUACAGAAAUUCUUUCGCAUUUACGUGAUCAUUCUUCUGAUGCUGUUCAUGGAGAUAAAAAGACGAAUCUUACUUAUUGGAUUAAUUAUUUUGAACAAUACGCUAUUAAUUGUAUGGAUUUAUGUUUUAAAAAUGAUCCAAAUAUGGCUCGAAUAUUAGCUAUACAACGCGUUGAAAUGUUUGGUGAUGUAACUUGUCUACAGGUGUGUGAUGAUGCUAACUCCAAAAGAUUUGCUUCACAUCCUUGUUGUCGGCAAGCAGAGAAUAGUAUUUGGUAUGAUAAGUUACAUUCCGAUCAAUUUCAUUUACGAUAUUAUAUUGGACAAUUGAUUGGUUUAUGGACUUUAGGCUUACUUGCACCAUUUACUGUGCGUUUUCAAACAGUAGAUCAAAAUCCACUUCCGACUGAACCAAUACAUAAACAUAAUGAUCUUCAAGGUAAACAUGAAAUGAUUGAAAUUGCAAAUCCAUUAGUAAUAGAUCUUCUAUAA
Rotaria sp. Silwood1 is the source of this 1449-nucleotide messenger RNA. Lineage: Eukaryota; Metazoa; Rotifera; Eurotatoria; Philodinida; Philodinidae. The record is from the annotation of a GenBank genome assembly.